Messenger RNA from Ziziphus jujuba (common jujube), 714 nucleotides. Its product is annotated as transcription factor PRE6. Gene Ontology annotation, molecular function: protein dimerization activity. The transcript has 2 exons. The record is from RefSeq and is a predicted model, not a curated record. Gene Ontology annotation, biological process: regulation of DNA-templated transcription; regulation of growth. Lineage: Eukaryota; Viridiplantae; Streptophyta; Magnoliopsida; Rosales; Rhamnaceae. Bases 181 to 456 code for a protein of 91 amino acids.
ACUACUAGUCCUUUCUCUGCCUGCGUACUAGUUCUUCUUUCUUCUUUCUUUCUUUCCCUUCUCACAUGCCUAUUUAGGGUUAUUUAUUCUCUCUAUAUAAACUCCAUCUCUCUCUCCAGGAGAUCAUUGGGCUAGCCUCAUAUCUUUGAGAACAUAAAUAUAAACACAAAGAAUCCAACUAUGUCUAGCCGAAGGUCGAGGCAGUCAGGGUCUUCAAGGAUCAGCGAUGACCAAAUCAUCGAACUCGUCUCCAAGCUACGCCAACUAGUUCCUGAGAUGCGACAGAGGCGCUCCGACAAGGUAUCAGCAUCGAAGGUCCUACAAGAGACCUGCAACUACAUCAGAAACUUACACAGAGAAGUGGAUGACUUAAGUGAGCGACUGUCCCAGUUGUUGGCCACCAUUGACGCUGAUAGCGCCGAGGCUGCAAUUAUUAGGAGCUUAAUUAUGCAAUAGACUACAUCCAUUUUUUUUUUUUUUUUGUUUCUUUUAUAUAUAUAUGGAUGGGGUAUUUUCUUCUAUAUAUAUAUAUAUUAUAUAUAUAAAAAUAUAUAUAUAGAUCUUGUAGUACUGGCUUUUCUAGGUUUUGGUCAUGGUCUGAUCAAACAAAGGCUCAUUACGUACGUAAUAUAUUGCGAGGUGUAUUGUGCCUGAUAGGCACUGUAAUUAAGUUGCUAUUAAAUGGACUUGCACUAGCAAAGUCUUUUAUUAAUA